Molecule: messenger RNA, 2770 nt
Organism: Megalopta genalis
Lineage: Eukaryota; Metazoa; Arthropoda; Insecta; Hymenoptera; Halictidae
Gene: Scp2
Product: Sarcoplasmic calcium-binding protein 2
Molecular function (GO): calcium ion binding
Source: RefSeq, a predicted model, not a curated record
CUGCGCGCACUUUGUGCUUCAUCUGUCCGUCAUUCACGUCGCACGCUCGUUGUUUCGCAUCGCAGUGAAUCCGCUCGAUUUUUUCCCCGACAUUCUCGCCAGCGAUUUAAUCGCCCAGGAGCAGCCACCGUCGCACCGGAAGGAAGCGUCUUGCGGCACCCUUCUACGCGCGCCCUUCUGCUUGGAAAAUCUCCUCGUCGGAUCCGGCCAGAUUGACAAAAUGCCACUGUCAGAGUUCCGCAAGAAGAAACUACUCUACAUUUUCAACACCUUCUUCGAUUGCAAUCAAAGUGGCGCGAUCGAUAAGAAGGAUCUAGACCUCGCCGUGCAACGAAUCACCGAAUGCAGAGGCUGGACUCCGGACAAUCCCAAAGUUCAAAGCACAAAGGACAAUUUGCUCAAAAUGUGGGAUGGAUUGAGACAAAGGGCCGACGCAGAUCAAGACGGCCAGGUCAGUCGAGAAGAGUGGUAUGAAUUGUGGGAAGAAUAUGCGAACGAUCCGGCGAAUCCAUCCGAAUGGCAGGAAACAUACAUGACUUUGAUGUUCCAGUUGUUUGACGCAUCUGGUGAUAAAUCCAUCGAUGAGAACGAGUUCUGUAACGUCUGCAGAUACCACGGCGUCACGGAAUCCGAAGCUAGGGAGGCUUUCAAAAAAUUGGGAGUCGGCCAGGAAAUAACCUGGGAGAAAUUCGCCAACCUCUGGAAGCAAUAUUUCUCCUCGGACGAGCCGACCACACCGGGAAACUUUAUUUUCGGGAAAACCUCGUUCUAACUCGCUGUCCCCGCGGAACCGAGAGACGUAUCUUACCGUUUCCUUGCGUCGCAUUGUAUCGUCCAUGUAUCUGAUUUCUCGUGGUCAAUUCGCCCGCCUCACGGAACGGCGCAGUCGAAAGUUCUUCUUGUUUGACAACGAAAUAAACCGAGGGGGGGAGGAGGAAAACUGAGAAGGAAAAGCCGAUAGAGAGAAACGAAAGAAAAGGAAGACCAGCAGAAAAGCAGACAAUUAGUUUUCGGCCCCGUUGUCGCGUCGGUCGCCAGGGCGAUUCAUUUAACGCGGAAACUUUCGCGCCCCUCUCUCUCACUCUCUCUCUCUCUCUCCCUCUUUCUCUCUCUCUCUCUCUCUUUCUCUGUCUCUCGGCGUGUAAAUAAUCGUCGUCGGGGACGAAAACCAAAAAAAAAAGGAAAAAAUGUUAACAGAAAAACGCUAAUCAUUUUCUCCCGCCGCGCUUGGACAGCCGCCGGCGAUAAACUGUAUCUUCACUAUAUGUUUGUAUCCGUAACGUGUUUUAAAUGUAAAAGCGAUCGAGCCGUAAUUGAACGUUGACCCGAGAGCCGCGUAUCGCUUUCGAACGGUAGCGUCCGGGUGACGAGUUUUAAUUAGUCGAAUCACGUUUCCCUCCAGCCCGCGGACGGCGUUUUCACGGUUCAGAAUCAAGCAAACUUCUUGCUCGGGACGGGGCCGGCCGCGUAGAUCCAGCGUCCCCGUGUUUCCGGCGAGCAGGAAUGGCAGAGCGACCGUUGACAGCGUGUCUGAUAACGACUACGAAAGUUCUUCAGGCAGACUCGCCUUUAAUCUUCGUUCACGCGCGAACAGGUGCGAACGCCCCGCGUCUAAACGUGUCUCGCGUAGACGUUCUAUUAUGCUGUUUUAUCGAGAGAUCAGGACCGGGAAGGAACACGCGUAUACCUAUACAGAAAUCUAAAUGAACUAUAAAUAUAUAUAUAUAUUAUAUACAUAUAUAUAUAUUUGAUCGACAGAGUUUUACGAGAAAUUCUAAUCGCAGAGAUAUAUAGACGUUGGUAUCGGUGGCGAGUGAACAGCGCCCGGCGCACGUACGAAGUUUCAACCGUUUUUAGCUAUCUCUGUUGCUCGACUUUUCAAUGAAACUCUCCUAGAUGAUAUGUAUACUCGCAAUGCAAGAGAAAUGUGUCUUAAAUAAAAAGUAGGAGAAAAACUAUUGUACGGGCACGAAGAAGACGGAGGACUAAUACUCGCAGAGUCGUGUUCGAGCAGAAAGGUUCGGCGUUUAAUUAGCAUUCUUUCGAAUCGUCCGAGUGUUUUUCGAACGGUGGUGAACGUCGCAUUUGUUUUUCCCCCGUUUCGCUUUGUUAAGCUUUGUUCUCUCUAGCGAACGUGUUGACUGCCGCACGAGGAACAUUCAUCAUCGGAAUGUGUCACGAAAUAUUCGAGCACACUAAACUUCGAAUUCGCGGCUGCGUGCAGAUUGGAUCGAUCGUAAAUUUACGAUUUCAAUUUCCUUGAGAUCGCGUGAUUUUUCUGAUUUUAGCAGCCAAUGCGUCAACUUUCUCAUUCUUUUGCGCCGAAAAAGGAAAAACGUUUGCCCAUUGCACUCGAACAGCGUCGCUGAAAAUGAUCAUGACCACGAUGAUUGGAAAGAUUGUUUGCCAAAGUUUGUUGUGUAUUCGAUAAAUCGCCAAAAAUGUGAGACAGCGUGAACGCACCGCGACGCUUUUACCUUUCUGCCUGUGAAUCUUUCGUGAUUGGAUGUAUUUUUGUUAGUUCUCUUGAGACAGAACGGCGUCGAGGGCAAAGGGUUAUAUAUUUUUGUUAACGUAUUCGUUUGCUUGCUUCGAUCUCUAGAUGUUUAAGAAGAACAUAGCCGCCACAAGUUCAAACACGAACGAGAGACGUUCAGGUUUCUUUGUACCGUUCUGCUUCGAGCUAUUGAACAAUAACGUUGUUGUCGCGAUUUAACAUAGUCUGUCAUGUAACUCUGAGUGUAUAAUAAAAGAAGAUUGAAAGCAUUAA